Messenger RNA from Echinops telfairi (small Madagascar hedgehog), 3754 nucleotides. It is a transcript of the gene GATA4, whose product is annotated as GATA binding protein 4. The transcript has 7 exons. NCBI's taxonomy places the organism in Eukaryota, Metazoa, Chordata, Mammalia, Afrosoricida, Tenrecidae. Bases 752 to 2077 code for a protein of 441 amino acids. The record is from RefSeq and is a predicted model, not a curated record. Gene Ontology annotation, molecular function: DNA-binding transcription factor activity, RNA polymerase II-specific; zinc ion binding; RNA polymerase II cis-regulatory region sequence-specific DNA binding. Gene Ontology annotation, biological process: cell fate commitment; negative regulation of transcription by RNA polymerase II; positive regulation of transcription by RNA polymerase II. Gene Ontology annotation, cellular component: nucleus.
GCUGCGGUCCCUGCGGCCGCCCUAGCUCCGGGGGCGCCCCGGAAGCCUCCCUUGGCCCAGCCCUCUGGCAGUCUCCAGGCCAGGCAGAUCACAACAGUAACCAACUACAGCCUCAAGAAGUGGUGAGGCCCACGCCCUGGGAGGCCCAGACACCAGGGCCUUGGCAAAACUGGCAACGGAAACAAAGACUUGAGCUACUCCCCCGCAUCGCGCGGCCUGUGGUCCGAGGGGCACCCAGACCCUGAGAACGUCCGUAGAUCUGGGAAGAACGUAGAUCAGAGGACUCCGCUCACCCUUUCUGUGGUUCUUCCUUUAGGACCGGCCGCCCAAGAAUCGGUUUGCAGCGCGCAUCUGAAGUCAAAGGACCAGACUCCCGCCCGCCUCCGCCGCCUGCGGCCCACCUCCUCGCCCAGGGCUUAGGUGGGCGUCCCAGGACCAGGGUCUGCCUUGGGCCCCGGGAACUGUGAGACCUCCAACACCGGACGCGCAUUUGUCUCCUCCGGGCCCCACCACCCGGAAACCAUCAAACUUUUUAAAAAACAAGAGCCUAGAGUCUUUUGCUCAAGACUGGAUGUGACCUUUUGGUGUGUGGACUACGCUGGGCUCUUUUGUUUGUUUGUUUGUUUUGUUUUUUGAGGGAUUUUUUUCCCACCUUGAUUUUCCUUGGCUUUGUCAGUCCUUCGGCCGCCCGUAUUUUCUCUGUCUGCACUGAGGCUUGGCCUGCGGGCUAGAAGGCGACCGCGAAGGGACCAUGUAUCAGAGCCUGGCGAUGGCCGCCAACCACGGCCCGCCUCCCGGGGCCUACGAGACCAGCGGGCCGGGCGCCUUCAUGCACAGCGCGGGCGCCGCGUCCUCGCCUGUCUAUGUGCCCACGCCGCGCGUGCCCUCGUCCGUGCUGGGCCUGUCCUACCUCCAGGGCGGAGCUGGCGGCUCCACGUCCGGCGCCGGCUCGGGAGGCACUUCGGGGACUGCCCCGUCGGGGGCCGGGCCGGGGACCCAGCAGAGCAGCCCCGGCUGGAGCCAGGCCGGAGCCGAGGGGACCGCCUACACCCCACCCGUGUCGCCGCGCUUCUCCUUCCCGGGGACCACCGGGUCCCUGGCAGCGGCCGCCGCCGCCGCCGCCGCCCGGGAGGCCGCCGCCUACAGCAGUGGCAGCGGGGCCGCCGGCGCGGGCCUGGCGGGCCGCGAGCAGUACGGGCGCGCUGGCUUCGCGGGCUCCUACUCCAGCCCCUAUCCCGCCUACAUGGCCGACGUGGGGGCGUCCUGGGCCGCGGCCGCCGCCGCCUCCGCCGGCCCCUUCGACAGCCCGGUCCUGCACAGCCUGUCGGGCAGAGCCAACCCGGCCGCCCGCCACCCCAACCUGGAUAUGUUUGAUGAUUUCUCAGAAGGCAGAGAAUGCGUCAACUGUGGGGCCAUGUCCACCCCACUGUGGAGGCGGGACGGGACAGGCCACUACCUGUGCAACGCCUGUGGCCUCUACCACAAGAUGAAUGGCAUCAACCGGCCCCUCAUUAAGCCCCAGCGCCGCCUGUCAGCCUCCCGCCGCGUGGGCCUCUCCUGUGCCAACUGCCAGACCACCACCACCACCCUGUGGCGCCGCAACGCUGAGGGCGAACCCGUGUGCAACGCCUGCGGCCUCUACAUGAAGCUCCACGGGGUCCCCAGACCUCUCGCGAUGCGGAAAGAAGGAAUCCAGACCAGAAAACGGAAGCCCAAGAACCUUAACAAAACUAAGACGGCAGCAGGUCCUUCUGCCAGUGAGGGCCUUCCUUCCACCAGCAGUACCUCCAGCAACUCCAACAAUGCAACCACCAGCAGCAGCGAGGAGAUGCGCCCCAUCAAGACGGAGCCUGGGCUGUCCUCUCACUAUGGGCACACCAGCCCCAUGUCCCAGACGUUCUCGGUCAGUGCAAUGUCUGGCAACGGGCCCUCCAUCCACCCGGUCCUCUCGGCUCUGAAGAUCUCCCCACAAGGCUACGCCUCUUCUGUUAGCCAGUCGCCACAGGCCAGCUCCAAGCAGGACUCCUGGAACAGCCUGGUCUUGGCUGACAGUCACGGGGACAUCAUCACUGCCUAAUCCCACCUCCUUCCCUCCUCAAAUUCCUGCACAGUCUUGGGACUUGGAGGUCAGCAGAGAGGGAGGCUCCGGCUGUCCAUGGCCGGCCGCCCCUCUGGCUGGGAAUGACUCCAGAAGAACAGUUGGGAAGAAACUUGAAGUCUGUGAUUUGGUGAGGGGCAGCGUUCCCUUUGUCAGAUGCCUCCAUGAGGAGGGGACCUGGGAAGAGCCCAGACUGACACAGAAGAGCCACUGUCCUUCACCAAGAGCACAGGAAGUCGCCUCUGCGUAGUUAGAGACUUUUCUUUCCCUCCUCCCUUCUGCUCCGCCCCCACUGUGGCCUCAGAGCUCUGCUGUAGGAGACUGGAACCGCCCCACGGGGUCUCCCAGGCUAGUAUCUCCAGAAGUGGGUCACCAGGUCUUUUCUUCCUCAGUGCCACAAGUGGAUGCCAACUCCUAUUCUUCCAACUCUCGGCUGAGUGCCGCCAGGGAUCCUGGUGGUCUAAGACAGUGGCUUUACAAUCCUGCUCUGGAUUCCAGGGAGCUGAGUGGCAGCAAAGGGGGCAGGGCCCUGGGAACCCCGCUCUGGCCCAAACUGGAGCAUCUGUUCUCUGUGUGUCUUGGAUGCUACAGAGCACCGUGGGGGCAGCCCCUGCCCUUGCCCACACUCCCCUUGAGGCUUAGCAUGUCCUCGCAUCCCCAGGACCAGAUCCGACUCCAGACAUACUGGGAGUGAGGUCGAUGUUACUGAAUGUUUCAGGGAGGGAGAUGGGGACUUCACCCCCACCACACGGUAUAGCUUCAUCGAAAUUGCACCCUAGUGACCAGGCCUCCCCAGAAGCCCUUCCCCUGCUCACAGCCUCCUCCUCUUGCUCCUUCAUUCCACUUCCAAGGCCUCUUAAAAUGCAAACCCUUCCUACUGCCCUGAGUGAUUGAGCUCUGCUUCCAGUGGGUGCCCGUCUCUCCUGCCCGUUCCGUAGUUAGCCUAACAGCCGCCACCCAACAGCCUCCAUUUGCCCCGUCCCACACAGAGGAGUUCCAGGGAAGAACAACAUGUUCUGCUGCUAGCACCCAUUUGACAGACACUCAUGUUCCGUGGACACGGUCCCCUGGCUGGGCCAGGGCUCUCAGUGGACCUGCCACUUGCCCUCUGCAGAUGGAUGUACUUCACGGUCAGACAGAAAGCACAGAGUACCUGGACCCUGCCUCUAUGUCCCAGUGGAAGGGAGCCUUUUGUCCAGAAGGAGAAGCACCUGAGAGAUUUCACAAUGUAAAUUAAAACAAGCAAACCAGAACUCGCAAAGGAAGGAGAUGACCCUGCCGGUCGGGCCUUGACGGAGCCUCCAGCUCUGCGCUGUCCCGGAGCUCGGCCUGUUUCUCUCCUCGAGGCUCCGAGUGCGCCAUCGGUUCCCGGGAUGCAUGAAGACUCCCUCCUUGUCCUUGUCAUCAACAGAGCUCGCUGACUGUGGCCUUGCCAAGCCCUACCCCGAAGCCCCUUGCCCCCCACCCAAAAACCCUACUGGCUGUAGCAGAGAAGAUCUUUAAGACGUGAAUCUGUUGUAAUCAUCAUUUACAUUCUUUUCUUCCAUGAAGGCCACCCUAAUAUAUCUACCCUGACCCACAAACCUGUUAACCUGGUCUUAAGGUGGAAUGGCUGUAAAAUCAGUAUUUAACUAAUAAAUUUAUCUGUACUCCUUC